GUAGUGGUGAAUAUGAUACACGCGUGACUUUGGCUUUGCUGAUUGCUCCCUUAUUUGGCUACCUUCUCUUCUCCUUUUUAUUACACUACACACACUGCCACAAGGCCACACACAGCCCAGACAGACACAGACUCCACAUCCUUUUAGAGUACAGAGUGAGUCAGGUGAAGAAUCAGUGUCACCCAUCAACCUCCAAGCUUUUGAAUUCCAGAGGCUUUUUGAAUUUUCUAUCGUAAUGGACUUUUUGUGCUUUGUCUUCUAUCUUCCCCAUCUAGCAUAAACAAUAAGAUACCCAGAAACGACCACAGCUCUUUUGAAGGACUAGAAUUAUGGAUGAUAACAAACAAGAGCUUGAAAAUAUGGUGGACCCACUUGAUAAGGGCAACAAUCUGACCCGUCCCCAUGCACCAGUUGACCAAGUGGAGAACAACAUUGAUGAUGAUAAGGGUCUUGAAAUCCCUAUUGAAAACCAAGUUCCAGUUGAUGUUGCUACUGCCUCCCUUAAGACCUCUGAUGAUGCCAAUGUUGCUGUGAAUGAACCAGUGCUUUCCAACACCCAAACUGAUGUUAGCAAUGCAAAUCCUUUAAAUCAGCCAAAACCCGAUUCACCCCAUGAGAGGUCUAUGGAGAUAGAGGUCAAAGUUGGUAGGGAAGUGAAGGACACCAAAACAGAUGCUGCUAGUGAUUUCAAUCCUUCCAAUCAGCAAGGAACCACUGUGCCCCCUGAGGGUUAUAUGGAGAUAGAGGCCAAGCAUGAUGAUAAAGGGCAUGAAUUGAAUGUUGGAAUGAGCAAAAUGGAGCUGUCUCCGGAUAGAGAGAUUAAGGAGCAAGUGUUGAAACCCAAGUUGGAUGUAGGUAAUGAAGUUUGUAUGAAAAUCCCAGAGCAGUCAUUUCUUUUGGCACCAGAUGGGGUUGAGGGUGAUGAGUCCGGAACAGAGGAGGAGCAAAUGGCAUUCAUGAUGGAUGUAGAAAAUUUCCACAGGGAGAGGAGCCUGGAGUUUAAGCCCCCAAAGUUCUACCAAAAGGAAUUGAAUUUGCUCAAGUUAUGGAGAGCUGUAAUCAAACUUGGUGGCUAUGAACAGGUGACUUCAUGCAAAUUGUGGCGGCAAGUGGGACAAGCAUUCCAUCCCCCAAAGACCUGCACUACUGUCUCUUGGACUUUCCGAAUUUUUUAUGAGAAGGCACUUCUUGAAUAUGAAAAGCAUAAGAUGGGUGCUGGUGAACUCACAGAGCCUAAUAGAGUUAAUAGUCAGGUUGGUGAUAGUCAAGCUUUGGGAUCAGGUAGGGCACUAAGGGAUGCUGCAGCUCGUGCAAUGCAGGGUUGGCACUCUCGGCGACUUUUUGGGAAUGGUGAGAUUGGUGAUCCAAUUAUUAAGGAGAAGAAUUUGAGUUCCAUGCCAAAGGGUGACAAACAGGUUAAAAGUGUUGGUUUACUAAAGCGGAAAAAGCCAUCUACUGUUGAGCGUAACAUCCAAGUUACUCACUUGAAAGUGACAAAGCCACAAUUGGAAACAAUGGUUGUUGAUGUUGGACCCCCAGCUGAUUGGGUGAAGAUCAAUGUUCAAAGAUUUAAUGACUGCUUUGAGGUGUAUGCCUUAGUUCCUGGGCUUCUGCGUGAGGAGGUGCAUGUUCAGUCUGAUCCAGCUGGAUGCUUGGUUAUAUCUGGUCAACCUGCGCAACUGGAUAAUCCUUGGGGUGUCACACCCUUUAAAAAGGUUGUCAGCUUGCCUUCUAGAAUUGAUCCACAUCAAACAUCUGCCGUUGUGACGCUGCAUGGCCAGUUGUUUGUGCGUGUGCCAUUUGAGCAGUCAGAUUCGUAGAAUGUGGAGAUGAUGUUCCCAUUCCCUGAAUGCAAAAAUUGCUCCAGAUUUUUUUCUAGAAGAUGAAUUAACUUUAUGUGGAUGAUGGAAAGUCCGAAUUUCUCUGUAAGUUUUAUGUAUUUGUUUUAUGCUUACAGUUGAAGCUCAAGCCGCCUACUGAUUGGAUGUAUGUACAAUUACAAUCUAUAUUAUCCUGUAAUUAUUAGCUGUUAUGAUUAAAUCUGAUGGGACCAUAUGUAGGGGUGGGCUGGGAUAUAUAUCAAAUUGUGGAUUACUGACCCCAUUUAGGAAGCUAUGAUUUUUACCAUUUGGCUUUAAAUUUUCUUUACAUCUUUAAUUGCAAACAACUGCAAAUUAACUCAAUUUGAUUGAGGACGUGCCAUGGUAUUGUAAUCAUUCUAUUGUUUUCUGGAAAGCAUGGUGAGGUCAUUUUAUACUGUGUUA
This is a messenger RNA of Quercus robur (English oak), 2264 nucleotides long. RefSeq names its product AT-rich interactive domain-containing protein 5-like. Bases 330 to 1820 code for a protein of 496 amino acids. Gene Ontology annotation, molecular function: DNA binding. Lineage: Eukaryota; Viridiplantae; Streptophyta; Magnoliopsida; Fagales; Fagaceae. Gene Ontology annotation, cellular component: nucleus. Gene Ontology annotation, biological process: regulation of transcription by RNA polymerase II. The record is from RefSeq and is a predicted model, not a curated record. The transcript has 13 exons.